Molecule: messenger RNA, 594 nt
Organism: Protopolystoma xenopodis
Lineage: Eukaryota; Metazoa; Platyhelminthes; Monogenea; Polystomatidea; Polystomatidae
Source: the annotation of a GenBank genome assembly
AUGAUGCCCUGGUCUGAUGAUCUAACUUUGGUGCCAACCGUCUCCGAAGCAGUUAGCAGCUGUGGUCUGACAAAAUAUUCUGUGGAGAUCGAGGAAUGGUGUGAGCCAUUUGAGCACAAAUCUGGCUCUUCCAAGGUGGUAGCGACUGAAAUACAGUUACAACAAACAACAAAUCACAGCCUUUCACGAUACGACGUCGUCUUUGAUCCAAUAGACCGGAUACUGCAUCUUUUUAACUCUUCAGACGAUGACUGUAAUCAAUGGCAAUUUCGGUUGCCGCUACCUCGAUUCAGUGAAAAACUGGACGGCAGCGCAUCUAUUCUUGACGCGGACACAGGCUCCGUAGGCAUGAGUCUUCUUGGCGUAGCACCAAUGCCAGGUGUUGUGGAACGUCUUAUGGUCCAGCCAGGUGACGAAGUGAUUGCAGGACAAGCCUUAGUUACUCUGAUUGCAAUGAAGAUGGAAUACAUCGUGCGUGCUAGCACUCCUAGUCGUGUUGUCCGCCUUGAUGUAGUUGAGGGAGAGACCGUAGCUAAAGGACAUAUAUUGGUACAUCUGGAGCCUAUAGAACCCACUAAGCAGUCAGUCAGCUAA